Messenger RNA from Lachancea nothofagi CBS 11611, 717 nucleotides. NCBI's taxonomy places the organism in Eukaryota, Fungi, Ascomycota, Saccharomycetes, Saccharomycetales, Saccharomycetaceae. The record is from the annotation of a GenBank genome assembly.
AUGCCUAGAUCCAAACGUUCCAAGCUAGUUACUUUGGCUCAGACCGACAAAAAAGGCAGAGAGAACAAGGAAAGAAUCUUCGACGAAAUCCGCGAAGCCCUCGACUCGUUCAGAUACGUGUGGGUGCUACAUCUGGAUGAUGUGCGCACGCCGGUGCUGCAAGAGAUUCGCUCGUCUUGGGCCGGGUCCAAGCUCAUCAUGGGCAAACGUAAAGUCCUAGGAAAAGCUCUAGGUCAGCAAAGAGAAGACGAAUACAAAGAAAACCUUUCGAAACUAACCAAGCAUUGCGCUGGGGUCACUGGUCUGCUGUUUACAGACGAAGAGCCCAAGGUUGUUCAGGAGUAUUUCCAGUCAUAUGUCAGGGCAGACUACUCCAGACCAAAGUCCAAGGCGCCUCUAACGUUUGAGAUACCAGCAGGCAUCGUUUACUCUCGUGGUGGUCAGAUCCCAACCGAGGACGACGUUGUGAUGGUCCACUCACUUGAACCAACCAUGAGAAAUAAGUUCAAGAUCCCAACUAAGAUUAAAGGCGGUAAAAUCUCCAUAGAGAGCCCUUUUCUGGUAUGUGAAAAAGGCGAGACACUUGACGUGCGUCAAGCGUUGAUCCUCAAACAGUUUGGUGUUGCCGCUGCCGAGUUUAAAGUUAAGGUGGCUGCCUACUUCGAUAACGAGACUGCCUCGGUCGAAAAAGUAGACAUCAACAUGGAAUUUGCAUAA